Caenorhabditis auriculariae is the source of this 11508-nucleotide messenger RNA. NCBI's taxonomy places the organism in Eukaryota, Metazoa, Nematoda, Chromadorea, Rhabditida, Rhabditidae. The record is from the annotation of a GenBank genome assembly.
AUGAUAAAUUGCAGAAUUGACGAGAAAGGAGUGGUGAUGAAGAAAGAGGGGCUUUUGGGUUCGAACACCCGGAAUAGGGUCUAUCGGCCCGGCUCAAAAGAUGUCGACAGCAUUCGGGAGAGCAUCAGAAAGGCUCGCGCUCAGAAAAGUUGGUUUUCCAGAAAAAGAAUUCAUUCGGAAAAGAUUUUUUGGAAGAUGUACUGAAAUGUGAAGAAAAAACUUGUAAAAAAUGGUAAAAAAAAAGUCAAAGAGGUUUCAAAAAGGAGUUUUAAAAAAAAGGCAUUAAAAGGAACUUCCAUAGCACCUUUCAACAGCCAUUAGUUGGAGGAUAGUCUUUUUUAGAAGGAAAAAAUGGGUUUAAAAGAAGUUGAGCUUCGAAGGUCUUAGAUAAGUUGCAAAAAGGAUUUUAGAAUUUAUGCUUUCUGAAAAAUUUCAAGAAAGUUUUAUUCUUCUGUUUGGCCUUUUUGAAAUCUUUGAGAAGUUUAAUUAAACUUUGCUGAUAAUUUUUUUUCAAAUUUUGAUACCGUUGUUAGAUUUUUUAACUUUUGAAUUAUUUUAGUUCUAAUUUUUAGGAUCGACACCGAAAACGAGUGUGAGUCAGAGGGAGAAAACUCGGGACCGGACGGAUUGUGAUCGAUUUUUGGAAGGUAAAAGAGUUAUUAAUGAAAUAAACUCAAUUAUUUCUCCAUUAAACGAAAUCUAUAGUCUCAGAAACUUUUAAAAAAAGGGGAAAAACGCCUCACAAAAUUUUUCGCAAUAAAUCUUGUUUCCAAGUUAUAAAGCUUCAAAGUGUGCAAAAAACGCAAAUUAGGCCAAAAAGCGCUAUUUUGGGUUUUUUCAAAAACGAGAUCUAUUGCGAGAAGUUUUCUUUCUUUUCUGGAAUCAGGGGAUCCUAAAGUACACUUAAGCAAAGUUUCAGCAAAAGUUGAACGGGGGGGUAAAAAAACGUUUCCUAGUCAGCUUGAUGUGCUCUGAAUUUCAUGUAAGCUUCAACCGUUGCCAAAUUCCAGAGAAGCUUGAACUUUAGGCGAUUUUUUUAAACUUCUGUUUUUUUGGCGCUAAUGAAUCUGUGGAGAUGAUGAACUUAAAAAUUUAGAAAUUCGGACUUUUUGCUCUUAUAAACUAACAUUUUUGGAAAUUUUGCUUUUAAACGUUUCAGUUUUUAAAAAAAUUACAUCAUCUCCUAGUAAAUAAUUACGGAAAGUCCCUUCUCCAUUUCAGAAGGCUUCCAAUCGGCCUACGAUGGCACCUACGAGGAUCGCUGCCGUUUUUUGAACUCUCUGAAUGUUCUCAUCGAUGAAACGAGGACGGAGGCUUUGGCCGACCCGGAAUUCUUCGAGAAAUUGUGUCGACAGUUCGUUUUUUUCUCUGAAAAAAAAGAAAAUCAAGAAGAAGAAAAAAAUUUUUUUUUAAAUGGCUCGAAUCAACUUUAGACUUGUAUGAGUAUAGCUUAUUCACGGCCAGCUUGGGACGCUAAGGGGGCGUGUCCUGUCUGCGCUCUCCACGAGCCAGGCGCUAUCUCGUGCAUUUUCGUGUCAGGACCCAUUUUUCGAUGGCUCAAGCCAGCCGCGAAUCAGCUAUUCAAAAGCGGGAACGGAGAAGAAGAAAAAAUUGAAUUUUACAGCGUCCUCCGUGUACUGACAGAUGAUCACCCGGCGAUCCGAGCCAUGUGUUUUCACCUCCUAAGGAAAACCAUGCUGAAUGAGAGGAAUCUGGUCGUGAUUCUAACCUCCCACGUCGAUAUUUACGUCGUCCGAGCGUUGGACUUGCGGGUGGAGAAUGACGCGGAACGUUGCGAGGCGUUCCGAUUAAUCGCCUGCAUGAUUAGCAUCUAUCAAGGCUCCAAUUUAAAGAAACUCAUCGUCGACUCGGCCAAUGAGAAGAAUGGAAAGUUGGUGACUUUCUGGAGAUUCAAAAAAAAAAAUAGACUUGAAAUAUUUUUUCCACGUCCUCUAGGAAACGUGGUGAAUAGAUUUUCGUUGAUAUGAGUAAAAAAAAAGUUCACUUUUUCUAUGUACCUAAUUUUUUGUCUGUUCUGAGCAAAAUCAUCGAUUUUACUACUCGAAAAAUCUCUAUAUUAAUAAGGAAAGUGAAAAAAUUUUGCGAAAAAAAAAUUGAAGCUCGGGAAAUUUUUAUUUUUCUUCUCAUUUCUAUAAAAACUUGAAAAAAUGUCACUAAAAAAAAACUCAUGACCGCAUGUGAAAUGGGCAUGCUGGAAAAGUCGGUCGUCCGAUUUGGAAAAUUAGGCCACGUCGUAAUUUCAAAAAAAAAAAAAAUUUGAAUAAUUUUAUAAUUUUGAAUGUAGUAACCAUACUCGCAAGAACGAUACAGUUAAAUGGAAAUAAGCGAAAAACUUAGUAAAAUUUUAAAAAAAGGAAGAAAAAUUCAAAAAAAAGAUUGAGAUUCUAAGUGUUCCAUGGAGCAAUAUUGCGGCGUGGCCUAGUUUUCCAAACUGACCGACCGACUUUUCCAGCAUGCCCGUGGACUGGCUUGACGCGCGAAGCGGUUACUUUUAAAGUGCGACCGAAUAGAAAAUAUUUUUUCAAGGGAUCAUUGAGAAAGAUUUUAAAAAGCUACUGUUAAACCGCCACGCGACCGCGAUACUUUAAGCCAUUCUAAGUGCGACCAUGAUCAGGAUUUUUCGAGAAAAAGCUCAAAAAAUCACAUUUUUGACCUCAAAACGACAUUUUUUUCUUAAAAAGAAGGACUCGGUUUCGCGCCAUCAAGCAUUUUGAGACGUAGGAAUUCACUCCGAAACGAGAUCUCGAUUUGAAAAUUAGAACAAUUUCUAACCCCCAAGUUUCCCAGGAAGUUCGCCUUCCCCAAGUCAAUAAUGCAACCGGUAAUAUCGAUUGCCCUGGCGGCAAUGUCGGCUUCCUGGUCCUCUGUGACGUCAUCAGAAUCCGUCUACGACGACAAGAUGGCCCUGCCCUGUAUCGGACUUUUCUGCGAGUUUUGUCUGCUCGAACCAGAUCACAUCCUCGACAUGGCUGGCACUGAUUGGAUUGUGAGAGAACGAAGAAAAACCCUCAAAGAUAUUCCGGUUCAGGUCCGGGUCCUGACCGGCGAGGCGAGAACCAACCGACGGAUUGUCACUUUAGUGGCUCACAUUAUUGUCUCCUGGCUGGACGAUCCGAAGAUGAGGGCCAAGGCUCAUUUGCACCUAGUUCUCGAGGUUUGAAGCUCGAAAAAUGAAGGGACUUUGAGAAAAAAAAAAUUAGGUAGUUCUAAGAUUUUUGCAAACAACAGCUCAGUAAUGCGCUACGUGGGGAUUCUUGAAAAACAGUUUUUUGCACUUAUUUCGAAUCUUCACUUAUUCACCUCAAAUUGAAUCAUUCUGGUCGCAUUGAGAAUGGCUUGAAGCGUUGCGGUCACCAGUUAAUGUCGGACGUCUUAAUAAUAAUAAUAUUCAGCCUUUAAAUAAAUAUUAUUAAUAUUAAGACGUAUUUCUGUCAUAUAGCCGAUUCACGGCUAGGUUAGGGGCGUGGCCUGUCUGCGCUCUCCACCAACCAGGCGAUGUCUCUUUCAUUAUCGUGCCAGGACCCUUUUUUCGAUAGCUUAAGAUAGCCGGGAAUCAGCUAUAUGUUCGAGCCGUUCCCUAUGCGACCAUGAGUUUCAAAUUUUAUUAAUUUAGUACCAUACUGUAAUAGGAGCGCUCGGGACUAGUUGGGCCUCGAAAAAAAAGCUCUUUUCAAUCUAAAUUCGGUCACUGAUUUUCAAGGGAACUCUUAAUAUUCUGAAGUUUUUUCUUACCGAGCUCAUUCAGCCCUGGAGGAGGGGGUUAGCUUAAAAUAAUUUUGAAAAAAUAGGAAUAAAGUUAUGCUUCAACCUGAAAGAGGUAGUUUUGGCCACAAGUUUGAACCUCAGGCAGGUAGUAUGAGCUUUACUUUAGGGAAACUUUGAAGGAGGGGUUGACUUAAAAAGGGCCUGCUUGGUAUGCUUUUUACUAGUAGGAAUCUGCUCCUUGAUUAUUUUUUGAACUGAGUCUGAGUAUAAUAUUUGCAGCUAUUAUUUUUUUUUCAGCAAAUCUUCGCCCCACUCAUCGAGUUUGGCUUUUUCCAAAAGUAUGAUGCUCACGCGCCGAAACCUGCAGGUUUUUUUUAAAUUUCAGAUUUUGCCUUUUUGAUGGGCUCUGAUGAGGAGAUGUACUUCAAAUGUUCUCCUAAAAGCUUCAUACAACUUUCCUGAACCUCGGAAUUUAAUUCCUUCUUUUUCUUACAGGACGAAUCCUAACGGACAACACUGGAGACGUCCUGGAGAACUUCAAGUACUCGUUCCUGUGCAUCCUGAAGACUUGGUCGGGUCUUUUCGCCUGCGCGGCCGUCGGUCCCGACUCGACGAUCAUGACGUCCUCGCCACUGCGUCUCCUCGAGUACCUCGGCCUCGGAACGGUGAGCCCCGUCGGCGGCAGCGAGAACCUCCAGCGAAUCCGCGACAUGGUCGUCGACAUCUGCUGCGAGUUCGUCGACCUGCCCUACGCCGCCAAGAAUUUCGUCUCCUGGGAGGAGGCCGCCAAGUUCUAUGGUCGGUUUUAGCAGCUCUAUAGUACAUUUUUAAUAAUCCAAUUUACCGAAAGUUCAUGAUUUUAGCGAUUUUUGGGAGGAUACCUGAAGAAGAGAAGAAAGUUCUGAAAAGAUCUGAAACUAUGAUUUUUCGAUUUUUCAGAAGAAGCUAGGUUCCUAGAAAAAUCAAGGCUGGUUUUUUGAUUUUUCCAACUUUCAAAAUAGCUAGGUUCCUAGAAAAAAUCAAGGCGGCUUUUCUGAUUUUUACGAAAAAGUAUUCUUGGAUUUUAGAAGCCUACAGCUUGCGCUAUGAGUCUUGAAACAUUGUGGAAACCAAAACAUUAUCAAAAGUUGUGCUUUUUGCAAUUUUUGCAAAAUUUCUGUAGGUUUAUUGAGAAAGCCAAGUUUCCGGAAAAAUUCAAGCCUAUUUUUCGGAUUUUCUGACCGGGGUAUAGGUUUUUAAGGAAAUUUGAAGCUUCCAAAAAUCAACGAAUACCUGAAUUUUCUCCUAUUUUUGAGAUUUCUUUAGGUUUUCUUAGUAUUUGGAAAAAUCAAGCAGGAAGUCUGGAUUCAUUUGGGGGAAGUUAUGGAAUUGAUGAGAAAAAUCAAGCCUACUUUUCAACUUCUAUUGAAAUCGAAACCUCGCAUUUUAGAAGCCUACAGCUUUGGUUAAGAGUUUUUUGAAAAAUUGACUUUUUGCCAAUUUUUUUCACAUUUUUUCUAAGGAAGCAAGUCUACGGCAAAAAAUUAUGGACGAAAUUACUGGAAAAAGGACUUCGUGAAGAGGACCCUAAAGUGGUCACUAAAACUACCUCUAUAGAGGCCACUAUUUGUUCAUUAGGGGCAACUUUAGUAGUUUUAGUCAUCUACUAGUACCGCUUUGAACUCUAUAGUGGCCGCUAAUUUUAAACCCCUAAAGUGGCCUCUAAUUUGACUACUAUAGUGGUCACUAACACGUCAAAACCCUAUAGAGACCACUGAAAUUUUUCCUAUUUAUUUUAUAGCUGUACCUACCUAUAAAUCUUCCAGAAACGAUGCAUUUUGCUGACACUUACCGUGCUUCUCUGAAGUAUGACUUCAUUUUGGCCCAAAACGAGGCCCGGCUAGCCAAUGAUGCGGUUGGAUCCUACUAGGAAAGCUUCAAAAUUCGCGAUUUUCCAUUAGGAAUUCACAAAUACGGUCGAUUUGGUCGCGUCCUUUCGAUUCCUGGCUCUGUUCGUCUUGAUCAACGCCGGCCUCCCUCAAUCCCUGGCCCGUUUGAUUUUGGCGACGCCAGAUUCUCCGAGUGGCCUGAAAGCUUCGCUUCUUCUCGCCGACAUGCUCAGGGCGGUCAGUAUGAUUGUUUUCCUUCAGAAUCAGGAGAUUAACGUCCAAGAACUUCUCGGCAUUUUUAAUUUUUCGAAAUUUGGUGGAAAGUACGGAAUGGGGCUCAUUGAGAAAAAAUGAAGAAAUUAUUUGGAUAGGUGGAAAAAUUUUAUAAAACGAUACUGGAAGGCUCAAAGUUCACCUUUAUGUGCGCUCCAUGGAAAAUUAACAAAAAUUGGUUUUACUACUCGGACAUUGGUAACGCGAAACGGACAUGCUCCGGACGUUUCUGGGCGAUUCUAGGGAUCACUUAAGAGUUUUGAGGCUGCUAAAGUGGUCACUAGAAAUGCCCCGACACGUCCGAUUCGCGUCCCGUUCGCGUUACCAAGGUCCGAGUAGAAAUUUAAGCUGGUAAGAACAUAGGUAACGUAAACCGGACGGUUCUGAGCAUUUCUAGUGACCACUUUAGGGGCGUCAGUACCCUUGAAUCAUUCCUAGAACUACCUAGAACCCCCAGAAGUGUUUCCCAGGACCGCUGAAAAGCUAAAAGGCCCGGGAACGUCGGAAAUGCGUUACCGAGAUGGAGGUUUCAGUUCUCUUAAGUGAUCCCUAAGAAUUGCUUUUCUAAAUAAUUAAAAAAUUUUCUCUCGGGCCUCGGUAGUGCAAAUCAGACACGCCCCAGACGUAUCGGAGCAUUUCUAGGGAUCACUUUAGCAGCGUACUCUUAAGUGAUCCCUAGGAUUUCUCAGAAAGUUUCGGAACGCGUCCGGUUUUUUAUCGAAGUCCAAGAUGGGGAUCUCAGUUCUCUUAAGUGAUCCCUAGAAUUUCUUACAAGCGUCCGGGGUGCGUCCGGUUUGCGCUACCGAGAUCCAAUAUAAAACUCUCAACUUUUCAGAAAUUUUCAACUGGAACUGUUAUAAAUGGUUUUUUAAAAACUACUGAUUUCAGGCUCCUUCGAUCGUGCCAAGUGGCUGGCGAGCCUCACUCCUGUCGAUGCCGACCUUGGUUCAAUCGGCCUGCGAAACUUUGGCCAGCUGCCGAUCCGCAGCCGCCAUCCAUCACUACAAAACUGACGAUCUUCAAUCCUUUGACCAGCAAGAGUCCUAUACCUACGUCAAUGCACAGUGAGAGUUUGUUGUAGUAUGGUCGCGUUUGGAAUGGCUCAAUGGAACUGCAAAAAACCGCAUGUUCACUGAGGUAUCAUGUAGCUUAGGAGAAAGGAAGUAGCUUCAAGUGGAGCAUUGCCAUUCAGGCCCACGCCAUUUUGACCCAAAAAGGGGAAGGAACAUUCCUAAUGGUUCUUGAGGGGACAAGAUGAUUUCAUAUGAAAAUGACUCUUCUGAAAACUUCAAAAAGCUUUACUCUGAACGAUUUUGAGCAUUUUGAGUCGAGAGAUGAUGUUUUGAAGUUUCGAGUGACAAAAUUGACUCGAAAUAAGAAAAAUUCGAUAUUUCAAGGAUCCUAAUGGUUUUUGAGGGUGCCAGAGAGUUUUAUUUGAAAAAGGAACCCCUGAAAACGUCAAAAAAAACUUUACUCUGUCCGAUUCUGAGCGUUUUGAGCCGAGAGAUGAUGUUUUGAAGUUUCGAGUGACAAAAUUGACUCGAAAUAAAAUAAAAUUUGUAUUUCGAGGACCCCUAUGGGCUCUUGAGGUACCAGAUGGUUCGAUAUGAAAAAAGAACCCCAAAAAACGUUUAAAAAAAAUCUUACUCAGCACGAUUCUUUUUGAGCCGAGAUAUGAACUUUUGAAGUUUAGAAUGAUUGAUUAGACCACCGAAAACUCAAUAUUUCGAGAAUCCUAAUGGUUCUGAAAUGUGCCAGAGGGCUCUGUAUGGAAGAGGACUCCCUGAAAAUGUCAAAAAACCUUACUCUGCCCGAUUCUGAGCAUUUUGCGCCGGGAUAUGAAUUUUUUUACGGUUAUAUAUGGAAGAGGACUCUUUAGCAUGAUGGUAAGAAAGUUACUUGAAGUCAGGCGCUGCUGAACCAUUCCAAAUGCGACCACCGUAUUUCAAAUACCGGCUAAACGAAUCAAAAAACAGAAACGCUGAGCUCGUCCUUCAUCGAUUCGAUCAACUGAAUGGAAAAUGGAUCGGAAUCGCGGCCGACCCAACGCCGGAUGAUUCAUUUUUGGCUCUUUUCAUUCCGGAAACCCUUUCCGUUGAAGCGAAACGGCCUCCUUUGGUACCGAGAAAAUGAUAAUUUGAUCGUUACUAUGGAAUUAUGUAGGCUUCAUCCCCUGCGCUGAAAAAAGGAAGCAGAUUUCCGACGGUUUUUCUGAAGAUGGGGAGGACGUUGAAGCCUACAAGGGCAGGACUUGCACUAGUGAGUUUUUAAAAAAAGGCGAUAUUUUAUGCUGUUUUCACUAUUGAUUUUUUUUUUUUACGAAUUUUCGGGGUUUGAUUUGAGUUUUUUCUCAUGUGACACUCAGUGUUUUGAAUAAUUCAAAAAUUAUGUUUUUCGAAAAAUAGUUCAGUUUUUCUUUGUUUGGGAGUGAAAAUCGAUAUUGAGGAGUUCAAAAGAUUUUUUUCAAAAUUUAUGAUUUAUUUAUUUAUUUUCAAGGAUUUUUUUAGCAACUGAAAGUUUUUUUCACAUGUAGAGGUACUCGGACAUUGGUAACGGGAGAGCGUCCCGAGCGCUUCUAUUAAAUGGACCUCUUAAGUGGUCCCUAGAAUUGCUCAGAAAUGUCCCGAGCACGUCCAUUUCGAGUUACCAAUUUCCGAGUGAUUAUAAACAUAAUUUAAAAAUUGAGGCAUUUUUACAGGAAUUGGUAAUUGAUGGAGAAUUUUUCCUCUGGGUAGAAUUUGAAUAUAUCAGGUUUUGUGCACAAAAAAAUAAAUCGAAUAUUCAAAAAAAGGCAGUUUAUAACAUUUUUAUAACAUUAGCUAUGUGAACUCGGAACAAGAAGAUCGUUUUUUUCUGAAAAAGUUUUUUUGGGUUGGAAUCGAGCUGCUCUUAAAUAAGUUCAAGUUUAGGGAAAUAUCCAAGAAUUUUUUUAUUUUUAUACCGGGACCUUAAAAGGUCAGAUUGAAAUUUGGAAAUUUUGAGAACCUCGAAUUCGAAUUUUGCUUAAAAUAAUCUUUUAAAGUUGGUUUAAGUCUAAAAAGAACAGGUUCUAAUAAAAUCUAAAAAGUUUGUACUUUACAGUAUACUUUACAGAUAUCUUGUUUCAACGAUACAAUAAGCUUAGAUUGAAAAAUCCGGUUGAUUUCUAUUAAAGUCAUUCGUCGGCUGGAUCUCAACCCCGGGGUUCAGCUUAUACCCCCCAAAAAAAGUGCGGCCUAUAUCCUUCCCUGGGUGGGGUCCAGCCGAUGUAUGAUUCAAGUUCAAUUUUUCUGAAGAAUUUUCUCCCUAGGAAGCCGAUCCCUAUCAUCUCUCCUGGACUGCGCCAUUAUCCACGCCGACAAUGUUGAGUCCAACGACAAAGGCUUCGGAUCUUCGGAUUCGGAUGACGAUGAGCCCAACUUGAACUGGAUCUUCACAGAAUCCCUGUUAAGGGCUAUUAAUGUAAACUUUGGUGUUUUAAGGGAAUUUCGGAGAGUUUUGGUUCAGAUUGAAAGUUCGGAAGAUCGAAAAGUGGCGUCCUCCUUUGCCAUGGUCUCGCUUGUGAGCAAGGUGAGGAAAUAAUUUUUUAGCUUGAAGAGUCAUUUUCUUAAUGGACCACUCUUAUUUCUUUUUUGUUGUUACUUCAUUUUUGUUAUUUUUAAUUUUGACAUUAUUCAUUAUGGGCCGAGAGUCAUUGAAAAUACCAUUGAAUGGGUCUUUUCUCGGUUGGAUUUGAUAACUAUUUAAAAAAUGGUUCACGGUCCCCAACUUGUACCUUUUUCUAGGUUUUCUCAACACUCUCGCCCCUGAUAGCCCUGGAAAAACGGCCCUUAACAUCAAAAAGAAGGGUUAUUGUGGCCAAGUUGGCUGUGGAGAAGGCGGCUCAAAUUAUUCAGAGGGGAGGUGAGGAAUUCAUUUUUUGAAUAUUUUACCAAAAAAAAAAGUUUUUUUAGUUAUCAUAUUAUCAGCAUGAGAGAGAAAAACCUGUUUUUAAAGAUAAUUUUCUCACAAAAUUAUCACAAAAAUGAUGAAAAAUUGGAUUUCAACUGAUUUCAGGCAGUUCUUCUAGUGAAUAUCGUUCCGUCCUUUUCCGAUAUGCCGUUGAUUUCAGAAGCGCCUUGGAAAAGGUGAGAAUCUAAACAAAUUUCGAAGAAAUGGAUCACUUUUGAGUGGGAAAAGUUGCCCCAAUUUUUCUCAAUAUUUUAAUCCAAUAGACGUUUUCGAAUGGAAAUGCAGGCGAAAAUUUCGAUUUUUUGUGAGAAAUUUGAUUUUUAGGUUAGUAGGAGCCCUCAAGGCUAAUUUUGUUUACGUUCUUGAAAAUAUUGAUGAAAAAGGUUUUGAAAAAAAAAUGGAAAACGAAUCUUGAAGCUUUUUUCUCAAUAGAGCGCAUUUAAAUCAGAAAAACAGCUUUUCAGGCUCACUGAGAAUUUCUCUAGAAACGGAUAUUUUUGGCAAUUUUUGUCUAUAGAACUCGUUUUCCAAUCUGAUCUUGCUCUGAUUUUGACAAGAUUUACAAAAGUUUGAAAUUUUUUCUCGAUGAAACUUUGGUUAUUUUGAAAAAUGGCUUGAAUCUAUCAGGAAGUUUUUUUGGGGCCGGAAAUUUUCUGAAAAUUGGCUACAGUGUCUCUUGAUGUACUCAGUGAAGAUCCUGAAAGUCUCAAUCUUCAAAAAUUUCUAGAUAUCAAAAAAUAAGGGCUCAGAGCCUGGAAAUAGCCUAUUUUAACGGCUUUUGAGGAUUUUUUUGACUUUGAGUAGUCCUGUCCCGAAAAAUUGGAAGUUGGGCAAGUUGGGACUUUCAGAAUCUUUAUUUGAAGUAUCAAGGGAUUACCUGGCCAAACUUAGACUGUAUCUGAUUCACGGCUGGCUUGAGCCAUCGAGAAAAGGGUCCUGACACGAUAAUAAAAAAUAGUGUCUGAUUGUUGGAGAGCGCAGACAGACCGCGCCCCCUUAAGUCCCAAGCUGGCCAUGAAUCGGCUCUAAAAUGAACUUAUUUUUGAAGAGAGAAAAUAGCCGAUCGGCCCUGUCCGUCCGAAACAUGGUCUACAACGGCUCCAUGCUGACUUUUGCCAUUAUUGGAGCGAUGUCCUCAUUUUCCUGUACCAUUGAUAUCCUCAACGAAGUCGGCGUCUUGCAAAUGUCAGUUUUUUUUCAGAAGAAAAAUUUAUUAUUCUGCAAAUUUCAAUAGCCAUUGAAAGCAAGUUAUUGCACAUCAACUAAGGGAGAAAAGCGGUUCAUAGGAAUAUCAAAUGAUAUGUUAGACGAGUGUUUUUUCUGGGAAGAAUGGUAGGCUGUAGUUGGUAGAAGGUACCCAUCAGAAAAAAAAUAUGAAAGAAUGAGUUAUUAAAAGCCUAGAGGGGUGUUUGGGGAGUUGGGAUGGCUGAAAGUUACUAUUAAAGGCGCAUGGUUGACUUGAUGAUCCUUUAAUAAGAUAAUAAGUUUGUCUAUAACAUUUGAACGUCUAGAAGUUUUUAUAUAAUUUUUCCAGUAGAAAUCAAAAAAAUUUUGAGCGAAUCGAGCAGAUCCUAUGAUCCUUUAAUAAGAGAAUGGACGGUGUUUGAAACGAAUUUUUUAGUUUUUAUAUUGAAACUCCUAUAUUUGAAAAUGUUAAAAACGUCGGAAAUUGACCAUGCUCCUUUAAUAAGCACUUCAUGACUUAAGGUGA